CGCAAAGUGUGGCAGCCAGGUCGGCCUUUAAUCCCCUGGGCCCGGAGAUGCCCUCCCCCCUCACUGAUGGAGAGGGUCCCGGGGCGUCCCCCCUGAACGGGUCUGCCGGCCCCUUCAAGCCCAGCGGGACGAGGAAGAACCUCAAGAAGAAGAAGAAGGGCACCAUCACGGCCAACGUGGCCGGCACCAAAUACGAGAUUGUUCGUAUAGCCAUCAAGGAGAUGGGCUACCUCAAGACCAGGCACGAGGACGAGACGGCCAACCUCAUCUGGUGCGACUCGGCUGUGCAGCACGAGAAGAUCGCUGAGCUCAGGAACUACCAGAGAAUUAACCAUUUCCCUGGCAUGGGCGAAAUCUGCCGCAAAGACUGUCUGGCCAGAAACAUGUCCAAGAUGAUCAAGUGCCAGCCUCAAGAGUACGGCUUCAUCCCCAAGACCUGGAUCUUCCCGGCCGAGUACACCCAGUUCCAGAACUACGUCAAGGAGCUGCGGCGCAAACGCAAGCAGAAGACCUUCAUCGUCAAGCCCGCCAACGGAGCCAUGGGCCACGGAAUCUCGCUGAUCCGUAACUGCGAGAAGCUGCCUGCCCAGGAGCACUACAUCGUGCAAGAGUACCUGGACAAGCCCUUCCUCAUGGAGGGCUACAAGUUCGACCUGCGCAUCUACAUCCUGGUCACCUCCUGCGACCCGCUGCGCAUCUACCUGUACGACGACGGGCUGGUGCGCAUGGGCACCGAGAAGUACCACGCGCCCAGCGAGGCCAACCUGAGCCAGCUCUACAUGCACCUGACCAAUUACUCGGUCAACAAACACAACGAGAACUUUGAGCGCGACGAGACCGCGGACAAGGGCAGCAAGCGCUCCAUCGGCUGGUUCACCGAGUUCCUCCGUGCCAACCACCACGACGUGGCCAAGUUCUGGGGCGAUGUUUCUGAGCUGGUGGUCAAGACCUUGAUUGUAGCCGAGCCCCACGUUCUGCAUGCGUACCGCAUGUGUCGCCCCGGACAGCCACCAGGGAGCGACAGUGUCUGCUUCGAGGUGCUGGGCUUUGACAUCAUCCUGGACCGCAAGCUCAAACCGUGGUUACUUGAGGACGAGCUGCAGAGAGUGAUCUACGGCUAA
Molecule: messenger RNA, 1121 nt
Organism: Gadus chalcogrammus (walleye pollock)
Lineage: Eukaryota; Metazoa; Chordata; Actinopteri; Gadiformes; Gadidae
Gene: ttll7
Product: tubulin tyrosine ligase-like family, member 7
Exons: 9
Coding region: 48-1121 (357 amino acids)
Biological process (GO): microtubule cytoskeleton organization; protein polyglutamylation
Cellular component (GO): cilium
Molecular function (GO): tubulin binding; tubulin-glutamic acid ligase activity
Source: RefSeq, a predicted model, not a curated record